This is a messenger RNA of Eurytemora carolleeae, 218 nucleotides long. RefSeq lists its product as uncharacterized. The record is from RefSeq and is a predicted model, not a curated record. NCBI's taxonomy places the organism in Eukaryota, Metazoa, Arthropoda, Copepoda, Calanoida, Temoridae.
ACGAUCUUUCUAUGGUGGUUGUGGAUACAGUCGGGACUAUUUCAGGAAUAUUGCUGGUGAAGGGUAUCUUCGAUCAUACGUCCGCCCACCUCCACCUGGUACUCCCCAAAGAUCUCCCCGCCCACAGCAUUCGCCACACCCACAGCACUCCCCGCACUCCCCUGCGACCACGCCCCAAGGAGGGAGUCCUGGUGGCAGAAGCUUUUUACAACCUUCAG